AUGUUUCGGCGCCAGAUAUAUUCAGCGCUUUGUCUGAGAAGGACGCCAGCAUACACAACAGCUCCUCCCUUUGCGCCUCGAUUCAAGAGAUAUCAAGCUUUUGAUGCCGAAUUCGACAAAGAUGCUCUCGCUGAAGCCCGUUCAUGGUUCCAGUCCUUUACUCCAACACAGCUUCCAAAAGGCAAUACCACAUACGCCAGAUCGAGCGGACCAGGUGGGCAACACGUCAAUAAAACCGAAACAAAGGCAAUCACGGCCUAUCCAGUUGAACAGUUACUCUCAGCACUUCCCAAAUCACUACAUUCUAGCAUACGAAAAUCCAAAUAUUACACUUCAACCAAUGAUUCCCUGACCUUCCAGGCUCAAGACUCACGGUCGCGGGACGCAAACGCGGAAGGCAACAGGAGAAAGUUGGUUGAGGAGGUCGCGCGCAUGUAUAAAGAUGCCACACCUGCCGAGACAAGCGUAGAGAAGAAAAAGAAACAUGAAGAAAUGUGA
This is a messenger RNA of Fusarium sp. VM40, 498 nucleotides long. The record is from the annotation of a GenBank genome assembly. NCBI's taxonomy places the organism in Eukaryota, Fungi, Ascomycota, Sordariomycetes, Hypocreales, Nectriaceae.